AUGCCGCGCGGCGGGGAGGCGACGGAGGAGAUGUGGACGGAGAUGGGUGUGGAACAUUUGGACGAGUUCGUCCCGGCGGGGACGCUGCUCGAAAUCGAGCGGUGCGUGCACGAGCGGUGCGUCGCGGAUGCGAUGCCAGAGAUCGUGUUUGAGUGUGAAAAGACUGGGUUAGUCGUGGUGGAGAAACCUGCGGGCGUGCCGGUGCUCGCGGGGGCGGCGCCAGGGUGGCAAGGGUACGGGAAUUUGGCGGCGUUGACGUCGGCGCUGCGGCGUCGCCGCGCGGCGAAGGACGACGCGGCGGACGAAACGCGGCGGACGAAACGCGCGCGCGCGACCGGCGAUGCGGGUAAGGUCUGGGCUGUGAAUAGGAUCGACGCUCCGGUGAGUGGGAUUUGGCUCGCGGCGACGUCGCCGAAAUUGGCGGCCAAGGCGAACGUGUGGAUGUCGAAAACGUCGCUCGGGAAGACGUAUUUGGCGCUCGUUCGAGGCGCUCAAAUCGAGUGUGGCGUGCGCAUCGACUCGCCCCUCGCGAAAGACAAAGAAUCAUCGUUAGCCGUGGUUUCGGAAAAGGACGGAAAGCCGUGCGCGACGCGCGUCGUUGUCUUGCAAAGGCGCGAGAGCGAAGACGUCGCCCUCGUAGCGUGUCGUCUGGAAUCGCACGGGCGCUACCACCAGAUUCGCGCGCAUCUCUCAUCCAUCGGGCAUCCGAUCGUCUUCGAUAGUGCAUACGGCGAUGAAGACCCAGAGUCGUCUUACGCCGGUCGCGCGUACGCCGACGACGCCGAGACCCGGGUCGUCGCUCGAAAGCUCGCCGAGCGUCGAGACGCCGCGUGCGCCGAAUGCGACGCCCUCAUCGCCCUCACCGCCUCCGACGACGCCACCACCAAACCCCUCGCCGCCAAGCGCAUCCAUCUCCACGCCCUUCGAUACCAAUUCUCCAUCCGAGACGUGAAUUACGAUUUACGUUCGCUUCGGCUUCCCGAAUUCGCGCUCGACGCCCUCGGCGCCGCCGUCUCCGUCGACGACGUCGUCGCCCGCGUCGACGCCCGCGUCGACGAAAUCGAAUCCUCUCGCGAGUAG
Molecule: messenger RNA, 1080 nt
Organism: Ostreococcus lucimarinus CCE9901
Lineage: Eukaryota; Viridiplantae; Chlorophyta; Mamiellophyceae; Mamiellales; Bathycoccaceae
Exons: 1
Coding region: 1-1080 (359 amino acids)
Biological process (GO): pseudouridine synthesis
Molecular function (GO): RNA binding; pseudouridine synthase activity
Source: RefSeq, a predicted model, not a curated record